AUGGUAAUUCCAGUCGUGGGUGCAAGCCCACAAGAUGCUCCUCCACCAGCGGCGGUCAAGGAGUUUCACUCGUAUUUCUGGUGGGGGAUCUUCCUGAUAUUGGUAGCGAUGGCAGUGCUCCAGGUUGUUGCAGGAGACGGGUUUGGCAUGUUCUUCACGCUGAUAUUGGCGGCCAUCGUCUAUUACAUGGUGUCGGACCACUGUGCCAACAUGUCGAUGUACUGCCUGCUUGUUUUUGGACUGAUAUCCGGCUUCGAAUCGCUUUUUGGCGUCUUGACACUUUUCAGCGUAGUGGGUGGACGCAGCUCAAGCACCACCCUUAUCACCAGCAAGGAUGCAACCAGUGUCACCUACGAGACACAGGUUAAGGUACAUCCGCUCUUUGACAACACGCAAGGGACAAAGUACAAUAUCCAGUCGGGCCUAUUGGUGGCUCUUCCCAUCGUGAUGCUGCUUAGUGCACUGCUUUCGUGGUGGUCCUUCCGGGCGUAUCCAAAUUCUUUGUUCUCGGACUUUGAUGAGGAGGCGGAGCCCAUAUACGCGCAAGGACCACCUCCAGGCCAGAUGCUUGAAAGACUCAAGAUUGUGGUUCUGCCGGGUCUGAGCUUGCAGGAGCGCCAGCUACCGGUGCGACGUUGCCGCGACUCUUCGAGGGCCAAGGGCAGACAUUCGUGCGAUGGCGAUGCUGUUAAGAACACCAUCCCAGCUGCUUACGUCCGGCAUACGAUGGGAAGCCAGUGUAGGAUUCAGCUACUGGCAGCCAGUGACAUCGACAUUGAUGGCUUGGCCAAGAUCAGCCUGCAGAGUUCAUCGAGUCAGGCCACUGGGCAGGCGAAUCCUGCAACUCGUCAAGUUCGCAGCUGGCCUCUGACGAAGCUGACGGAGCACUACGAGGUUCACGAACGUAGCAUCCAGGAUCUGCCGACUGUUCGUCUGGUUUCAGACCAAAGUGAAACGGUUUACCGGCUCAGCUCGCUUCGCAAGCCUUGUGGCAGACAUCGCCAGGAAAAGCUGAGGGCACACGUUGCGCAGCUGCAAACGCAGGAGUUCGUGGGAACUGCCAGGAUCUUCGCAGUCUACGAAGACUGCAGGUCGAUGGCGAUAGUCACUGAGCACUGCACUGGCGGUACCGUGCAAGAGCGCAUUUUGCAGCGGAACGUCUUCUCCGAGCAGGAGUGUGCAAUGCUCGUCAAGCACAUGCUGGAGCCGCUCCGUGAACUUCACGAAGCUGGUCUGUCGCACGGCCACCUGUCGCCCGAGUCUUUCAGGUUUCAGAGCGAUCAAACUCAAGCCCCACUCAAGCUGGUGGAUUUUGGUCUUGAGCUCAAGGUGUGUUUAGACGAGUGGACACCGGAGUCCGGCCAUGGCGAGCUGUUCAUGCCGGAUGAGGGCUAUGUUCGACACUGGCCUCGCAGCGCUUGUUCGCAGCUGUUCGAGACCUGCCGCUUGGUCUUCUGCGCGCCAGAAGUGCUCAAGCACCUGAAGGACUUGCCGGAUAACCCGUUGCCGGUCGCGAGCUUGAAGCAAGGCGUCCUUGAUUGGGAGACUGCGGAUAUGCUGGACCUGCAUCUACUAUCAGAGGCCAUUGACGCCCAUUUGGCCAGGCAGCAGGAUUUCGGCUGGGACUUCGCCGCUUCGGACGCAUGGAGUGUGGGAGCAAUUGCAUUCCUCCUGCUCUGCGGGUACCCACCAUUCUUUGCCCCUUGUAGACAUGCCAUCAUCUCGAGAGUUGAGAAGACGGACCUCUCGUUUGAUCCGCCUUUCUGGUCAAAAAUCUCGGAAGAAGCAAAGGACUUCGUCCAGAGAUGUUUGCACGGAAGCGCGGCAAAGCGGCUGACAGUGCAACAGGCAUUGCAGCACCCAUGGAUUCGACAGCUGGCAGACACAUCACCGUCUGGCUCGAUGCUGCCCUCCUUCGCGUUGAACCUACGACGCUUUUGCAGGACUUGGCUCAUCGAGGUUUUUGUGGCGAACAGCUUGGCAUCCAAGCUGACCUACCUGGGCUCGUUGCAAGUCCAACGAGAGUGUCAAAAGGCGGACAAAGAGAAAGCCGGCUUCCUCACAUCAGCGGACCUGCGACAGGUCUUACAAAAUAGUGGACACUCUGAUAUCGUCGAGGCCAUCGGAUCGUGCUUUGCCCGCUUUCUGCGACACCCCGGAGAGUCGUAUUUGGACUAUAGUGCGCUGUUUGACUCUGUCCGACUCAGAAGAGAGGUGUUACUUGAGGAGGAGAUUUGGGCCUGCUUCGAAGCUGAAGUGAACGCCGAGCCUACGGCACAGUCUCUAGCUUCCUUCCACCAGGCCGCCUCUCUGCAGAGCAUCUUUCGACGAGAAGGAAUGCAGGAUGGGGAUGCCAUCAGUGCAGAUGGAAUCGCCGCAGAGAAUUCCAAGGUCGACAUCAACGGCUUUAUGGCCAAAGUGCUGUCUCAGCUGCGGCAUCGGCCUCGUCCUUCGCGCAUGAAGCCAUGCAGAAGUCGCUCAGCAAAGAAUAGCUUUGCUGGCGACUUGUACAAAGCCGAUCCAGCACGCUGCAAAGCCAGCGAAGAGGAGAGUGGGAUGAAUCCCUUCGGCUCGGUGCAGAAAGUGUUUCAGUGCGUGAACGCGAGCGAGGUGGUCGGUCUGCCCACGAGACAUCCCUGGCAGCUCCUUUAUGGCUACAUGCUGAUGCAAUGGUGGCUCGCACUGCUAGGCUGGUGUUCUGGUGCCCCAUCGCUGGGUGACUAUUUUGACAACUUCCCGGGCUUCGAUUCAGAUUUGACGCGAGAUGACUUGUACGGCUACGGAGCGUUUGGGGACUUUCGGCGUGGAAGGGGCUAUGAUGACUACUUCGGAGCAGGCCCAGGGUCUUACGGAGGAGGUUUCAACACAGGACCGGCUGACCGCAAAGACCCAGGAAAGGAUGACUGCUCCCGCAUUGAAGCUGACGGUGUUCCGCUUGCUGACCUGCUUUUAGAGGCCGCAGAAAACCUGCCAGCAAAUGUAUCCGAUGCGCCGGCGCAAGUGCUCCAGCUCGUCCACUUCUUCGCCAGCAAGGAACAGAGGCCAUUCCUGCUUGGUCACUGCCCCCAAGCAGUGGCUCUUGCUCUGCUGCUGGAAGCUGAAAUGGAGGCCACCACGGCAGGCGGAAAUAGCACUGAGCCAAGUGGCGUGACUCUGCGAGCGGUCCGACAGCUGAGCGACAUGCUCGAGGAGUCGCAGGCGACGUGGCGAAGCCCGUUCAAGGCUCUUCCAGUGUGGACCGGCACGUGGGGGCAGGUGCUUGGUGCAGCCCAGAGACGAACUGGAAUUCUUCUCUUUCCGAUAGGUGAACAGCAAUUCCAUGUGGACUUUGUUCCGGCUGCAAACUGGUCUAUCUGGGCGAACCGGCGAUGCAGAGGGCGGAGAGACCUCGGAAAUCUUCAGGGCACGCUUCUGACGACAUGUCUGCAGAAGUGCCUUUCACAUCCCUCCUGCAGGUCUGCCACGUUUUGGCACUGGCAGCCUGGAGGGAUGGGCUUCGAUCAACGCUGUUUCUUGUCUUCGUCUUGUACCUUUGAGCUUUCGACAGAUGAAGGUGCGGAGGGUGCCUUCCUCUUCGAGAAGUUAUCCGUGCUGUCGCAGACAGAGCAGGAGAGGGUGCAGCAGACGAUCCGGACAAAAGGCGCUGCCUGGGCACCUCGAGCUGGACACCGACUUCUGGCUCGGCGCUCGGAGGCAACUGCAUCGGAAGCGACGCGUUUGUGGUUGUUGGGUGGUAUUGGAGUGGAUCCAUUUGCCAACUCCUCUGCGCCAAGCAAGGAUCAGGAGGCCAAGCAUGACAAGGAAGGCAAGAAGCGAAGUGGAAAAGGAAAAGGCUCGCAGGAAGCAAAACAUCCCGCGAAGAGGCGGAAUGCAACAGCGAGGCUGGAUGUUGUGGAAGCCUACUUGUCUCGUCACGUCGAGCUGAGUGGUGAACUGCCUCCUCUCCGUUCCUUGCCCUACAGCAGGCUGGGGGAUGUGUGGUGGAGCACGGAUGAAGGAAGCAGCUGGACCUUGAUGCAGCAGCAGGCACCUUGGGGUCCCCGCGCGUAUUUCGGCGCAGUUGCCGUCCAAGACGGUCGAUGUUUGCUCGUCUUCGGUGGGGUCGUCACUCCCAAGGACACCAGCAACUCAAGCCUGGAGAGCCUUGGAAGAGAGUAUGUCAACGAUGUGUGGUACGCCGACCUGUCUGACCUGGCGUCGUUCUCCUUCCACGAGCUCGCUCUUGCCCCGUGGGAGCCACGGGCGGCAUUCCAGGCACUGGCUUGGCACUCUGGCCACGCACCGGACAGCGAGGCAAACAUGGAAUCGAUCGUUCUUCUGGGCGGCCGGACGCAGCAGGGACUCCUCAAGAACGAUGUCUGGGCACUGCAGCUGCAGGAUGUGAAGAAGUUGUCCGCAGGUGCCGCCUUGAACUGGCAACGGAGAACGGCAUCUGCCGACUGGUCUCCCCGCUCAGACUUUGCUGCUGCCACGACGUUUCAGCAUGGUGUCUGGAUAUUGGGUGGUUGUGACGAGGCUGGCGCGGUUUUGGCUGAUGUUUGGCACAGCAAGGAUCUCCGUACGUGGUUUCAGGUGCAGUCGCGAGCUCCAUGGGGACCUCGGGUUGGUGCUUCAGCUGUGACGCUCAGCCUUGGAGCAGUGACGGGUGUUCUGCUUUUUGGUGGCUAUGCGUAUCCGGAUGAUGACUUUGGGCCUUUGCCUCCAAGUCCGCUCGAGGAGGUAGCAACGUGGUUCUCCAGUGACGGGGAAUUGUGGCAGUCGUUUGGUCCCGACUUCCUUGCCUGGACGUCGGGCACAACGGAUGCUGCGACUGUGGCUGCGCCGUGUAACAUGUCGGAGCAGAGCAAAGGACAGACAUGUGCCUAUGUUGCGGGUGGAACGAACCGGGAAGGCUACUAUGAGAAUACUGUUCGCCAGCUGCGCCUGAGUGACAGGGAGGUCAACUUGAUCACCCCGAUCUCAAACUCGACUACACAAGUUGGAGGACUUCCAAAGCCUCAGCCUGACCAGCCUGGCCAUGAUCCCCCAGAUGGCAUGCCGCAGGUGCAGAUACUGGCAACGUGCAUUUUGGGGCUUGCACUGCCCUUGUGCUGUCGCUUCAGAAUGAAGGCGGCGCUCCCAGCUGACCCUGCGAGCCGCUGCUUGCUGAAACUCCUUGCGGGCGUGUUCCUCUCGCUGGUGUGCUUGGCCGUUCUGGUCGGAUUUGUGCUGCUUCGAUUCUCGCAGGAGCUUGCGCAGCUCCGAGCAGAGAAGUGCCAACUCGACGCACACACGGUAUCAGGGCUGCGGGACACCCUGGGCAUUACGAAGGCUGCUGAGCGCUGGGACGAGUUUGAAAUUCUGCUGCGACUGGCCUCUCGAGAGUCUCAGUACUAUUCCUACGGCUUCGGCUGG
Symbiodinium sp. CCMP2456 is the source of this 5394-nucleotide messenger RNA. Lineage: Eukaryota; Dinophyceae; Suessiales; Symbiodiniaceae. The record is from the annotation of a GenBank genome assembly.